AUGUUUUCACGUGGAAAGUUAUUAUGUAAGCUAGCUACUGUUGAAGAACAAGUUGACCAAACUUCAGGAGAUGGGCUUUCGAAUAAAUAUGAUUUCCUACAGCGAAACCUUACCCUCCAUGGUGAUUCCCCAAGGACUUACAAUGUUGAAGAAGUAGAAUAUCAACGAGUUGACCAAUUUACGCCAUUGCCUGAAGUAUUCGCUACAGUAGUUGAUGACACCGAUGAAGACACACAACCUUCAAAUUCCAAUUUAUUAACUGAUAUUUCGUCUAAUGUUUUACCUCUGCCCGAUAAAAUUGCUACAGUAGUAGAAGCUUUUAAUGAAAACACAUGUCCGUCAAUUUCUAGUAUCUUAAAUGAUACUUCAGCUAAUAAUUUCGUACCAUCGCCCAAAAAAAAUUGUGUUAUAGAUGCUUCUGAUGAAGAGACAAAACUAUCAAAGUCUGGGUCGCUAAUUGAUAUUGUUUCAAUAAACGAAGUACCAGAUGCAUCUAAAUCGUAUCACCUUGUCAGUGUACACAGCAACUCUGAAGAAGAUUUUUCACCUUCAGAUGAGGACUAUGUUCCAGACACUAACGAAAAUUCACCAGAUCAUGAUUUUCCGGGAAGAAGUCAAAUUUUUGUACCAGAAACUAGCUGUAGCAGCUUAUCCGACAAUGAAGUAAAUUCAGAAAAUCGAUUAAAUACAUGCAUAAACCCUAUCUCUAUGGAUGUUCAAACUAUUUCUUUAUCGUCUUCAUCAGAGAGCAGAGGGAGUCGAAAACGAAAAAGAAAUAUUUGUAAAUGGAAGUGCAACGUUAGAAAACUUAAAGCUGUCACAGGAAAAUCAUAUACAUCUAAGAAAGGUAAAGUUGUGCCCGAAAAAAAGAUGAAACCUGUAUGUGACUGUCGACUGAAAUGCUCUGAACGAGUAGAUGAAACAGCCAGAGCUGCUAUAUUUCAAAAAUAUUAUAGUAAUGAGAUGACUUGGAAUUUGAAGAGACAGUUUAUAAUAUCAAUGGUAACAGAAAUUGAAACUGCUAGAUCUAGACGUCGCGAUCCUGAACACCCACCUAAGAGAUCGUUUACAUUAAAUUACACAUUUUUGGUCAACGAUAAACCCGAAAAGAUAUGCAAAAAGUUUUUUUUAAAUACCUUGGCAAUUUCUGAGACUGUUGUGAGAAAUGCUAUCAAAAAAUCUACACACGGCUUUGUUCAAGAAGACAGACGAGGAAGACAUCCACCGCCUAAUAAAACGGCAGAAGCCAUUAAAGAAAGCAUUCGUAACCACAUUGAUAUGAUACCCAAAUAUGAGAGCCAUUAUAGUCGGAACAGAACUAAAAGACUGUAUCUUGGAAGUCAUCUAAAUAUUGAAAAAUUGUAUGCUUUGUAUGUAGAGUUUUGUGCCGAAAAGAAUAUACCGAAGGAGAAUGUUGCAAAGGCAUGGCUAUAUAGACAUAUUUUCAAGAAUGAGUAUAAUCUAGGAUUUAAUCCUCCAGCCAAUGAUACGUGCGACGAUUGUGAUGGCUUUGUAAUUAAAACAAAAAAUACUACCGAUGUAAUAGAUAAGAAUGCCAUAAAAGCUGAACAUGAUAAACAUCUUCAGGAAUCACACCUCCGCUAUAGCUUAAAAGGAUUUGACAAAGUCGAUGCAAUAGAGAGUCACGGUUCUAAAAAAAUGUUAACAGUUGAUCUACAAAAGUGUUUGCCUACACCUUAUUUGACAAAUAGCCAAAGUUUUUAUCUUAGGAAGUUGUGGACUUUUAACUUCACGAUUAUGGAUUCUGUAGCCAAGGAGAGCUGGUGCUUUAUGUGGGACGAGACUGUAGCAGGACGUGGCGGGAAUGAGAUGGCUUCUGGAUUAGUCAAGUUUUUUGAACAGCUUGAAGAUGUCAGAUUAGAAGAAGUGACGAUAUGGAGUGACAACUGCGCCGGACAGAAUAAAAAUAUUUCUGUAAUGAUGGCGUAUUUGUGGAUACUAUCAAAUCAAAAUAUAAAGAUAAUUAACCACAAGUAUUUACUGAAAGGACAUACGCACAUGGAGGUGGACGUAAUCCAUUCCAUUAUCGAGCGAGAAAAGAAAAAAAUACAAGAAUUUCCUAUAGUUACACCUUGGGACUGGCAGCAGUUUAUUAAAAGCUGUUCCAAAAAUGCCAAAAUAAGUGUAGUGAACAUGGAAACAGAUUCUUUCAAAGAAUUUUCAGCAUUUUGUGAGGGACUCUCAGCGCCUUUUGUACACCGAAAAAAAUCGGAAUCUGGAGAAACGGUGCCAUAUUCCAAUAUAGUAUGGAUGCAAUUUCGAAAAGAACACAUGGGCUCAAUGUUCUAUAAAACAUCAUUUCAAGACGAAAUGUUUAGUGAAGUUAGUUUUAUUCGAAACAAACGAAAAGGAUUUUCUAUGCCAACACCAAAACCUAUUCGAGAUACAUUGAGGCCAAUUUCCAAAUUAAAGUAUAACGACUUACAAAAAUCGUUACAGUGGAUUCCCUCCAUGUUUCAUGACUUCUACAAAAAUCUACCAAAUGGCGAUGUUCCAGACCUACCUGAAGCUGCUGCUUAA
Messenger RNA from Pieris macdunnoughi, 2541 nucleotides. The record is from the annotation of a GenBank genome assembly. NCBI's taxonomy places the organism in Eukaryota, Metazoa, Arthropoda, Insecta, Lepidoptera, Pieridae.